AUGAGAAAAGGAGAAGAUACCAAGAAGAACAAGUACAACCUCUCUUCCGGAGCAGCAGCUUGGCCACUCCACCAACAACAGCUGUUCCUCCGCUGCUCUCUGCUACUGUGCGCCCUCGUUGCCUCCCGUGCGCCUCUCGCUUUCUCUCCUCCUAACCUGCGCACUUGCCCUUCUUCUGCUUCUGACUCACCAUCAUCCUCCCACCCCGCUUCCCCUAAUCCUAUCCAACGCCGCUCUUCUCCCUCUUCUUCACCCUUCUUCACCCAGCCGCCGCUCCCCUGUUGCGAUCCCAUCGUCGCCGGCCCCGUCCGACAGAUCCCCAGUUCGGAUCGCCGGCUCCGAUCCAUGUCCAAGGCCCGGGUUUACACCGACGUCAACGUCGUCCGCCCCAAGGAGUACUGGGAUUACGAGUCUCUUACUGUUCAGUGGGGUGAUCAAGAUGAUUAUGAAGUUGUCCGCAAAGUUGGAAGGGGAAAGUACAGCGAGGUUUUUGAAGGCAUAAAUGUCAAUACCAAUGAGCGAUGUGUUAUCAAGAUCCUAAAACCUGUUAAGAAAAAGAAGAUCAAGAGGGAGAUAAAGAUACUUCAGAACCUUUGUGGUGGCCCUAAUGUAGUCAAGCUUCUGGAUAUUGUCAGAGAUCAGCACUCAAAAACUCCAAGCUUGAUAUUUGAAUAUGUGAAUAGCACAGACUUCAAAGUUCUAUAUCCAACUUUGACUGAUUAUGAUAUACGCUACUACAUGUAUGAACUUCUAAAGGCUUUGGAUUACUGCCAUUCGCAAGGAAUCAUGCACAGAGAUGUCAAGCCUCACAAUGUCAUGAUUGAUCAUGAAUUGCGUAAACUCCGACUGAUUGACUGGGGUCUUGCUGAAUUUUACCAUCCUGGGAAGGAAUACAAUGUUCGGGUUGCAUCCAGGUACUUCAAGGGGCCUGAGCUCUUAGUUGAUCUCCAGGACUAUGACUAUUCUUUGGAUAUGUGGAGCCUUGGUUGCAUGUUUGCUGGAAUGAUAUUCAGAAAGGAACCUUUCUUUUAUGGUCACGACAACCAUGAUCAACUUGUGAAAAUUGCUAAGGUACUCGGAACUGAUGAGUUGAAUGCAUAUCUAAACAAAUACCAUCUAGAGCUUGAUCCUCAACUUGAUGCACUUGUUGGAAGGCACAGUAGGAAGCCGUGGUCCAAGUUUAUUAAUGCAGAUAAUCAGCAUCUUGUUUCCCCCGAGGCAAUUGACUACCUUGACAAGCUCCUUCGAUAUGAUCAUCAGGACCGGUUAACUGCGAAAGAAGCAAUGGCACAUCCAUAUUUCGCACAGGUGAGGGCUGCAGAAAGCAGCAGAAUGAGGACACAGUAG
Molecule: messenger RNA, 1347 nt
Organism: Linum trigynum
Lineage: Eukaryota; Viridiplantae; Streptophyta; Magnoliopsida; Malpighiales; Linaceae
Source: the annotation of a GenBank genome assembly